AGGAUAAGGAACCAAAACCACAGAGAAGGAAAUGGCUCUUUCUACAUCCCUCUUCUGCCAGCAAAGUUGUUUGUGUGAGCAUUUCAAGGACGGUAUCAUGUGAUAUGGAAGGAUUUCAAAGCAGAAACCGCACUGUGGUUUUGUUCAGUGUCGUGGAGCAGGUGGACCGUAUCCUCAAAUUGAUAGAGACAAGGAGAGUAAAAUGUUUUCUUUAGGCAGAAGUCUCCUCUUUUGUCUACUCCUAGGUUGUGUAUCUGCAGAGAGCAUCAUAGCCACGGUGGGGGAAGAUGUAACUUUGAUAUGCAAUUAUGAUGCCAAGUACUACGGCAAGCUUCCUGCAUGCUGGGGUCGAGGAGCCAUCCCUAGCCGUGGCUGUGACAAUGAGGUGAUCAAGGCAGACGGGACCACGGUGACCAGCAGACUGUCGGAACGGUACCUGCUCAAGGGUGAUAUUGGUGAGGGCGAUGUGUCGCUCACCAUCAGGCAGGUGGAGGAGGGCGACUCCGGGAUGUAUGGAUGCCGUGUGGAAAUACCUGGCUGGUUCAAUGAUCACAAACACCAGUUGACUCUGACUGUGGUGGCAGUACGCCCUAAUGCCCCGAAGGUAGAGAUAAGAGAGGUGAAGCCGAGAACUGUCACUGUCCGCUGGAGCCCUGUGUUUGAUGGCGGCAAACCUAUUGAAUCCUACUUGAUUGAUCUAUACAUCAUAGAGUUAUCCUCUAGACAGACAACUGAAGUCUAUAAUCCUAAACUGACUCAGCUGACUUUGGCGGAAUUGCGACCGGCCAAGGCCUACGACCUCCGUAUGUUUGCUAUCAACAGUGUGGGCAGGAGCGACACCAGCAAUGUUCUGACAUUCACAACGAAAGAAGCAGCACCAGAGGGUCCUCCCCUGGAUAUGCAGCUGGAGCCCCUCUCUUCCUACACCAUCAAAGUCACGUGGAAGGAUUACAAGCUGCAGACAUGA
Notothenia coriiceps (black rockcod) is the source of this 967-nucleotide messenger RNA. Its product is annotated as hepatitis A virus cellular receptor 1 homolog. The transcript has 6 exons. Gene Ontology annotation, biological process: apoptotic cell clearance; cytoskeletal rearrangement involved in phagocytosis, engulfment. Gene Ontology annotation, molecular function: protein binding; phosphatidylserine binding. The coding region runs from base 203 to 967 and encodes 254 amino acids. Lineage: Eukaryota; Metazoa; Chordata; Actinopteri; Perciformes; Nototheniidae. The record is from RefSeq and is a predicted model, not a curated record.